GCUGGCCCUGCUCCUCGGGGCCGCGCUGGGCUCUGCCCGGGCCACGGUGUAUUUCCAGGAGCAGUUUCUGGACGGAGGCAACUGGCAGAAGAGGUGGAUGAAUUCUGAGUCCAAGGCAGACCUUGGGAAGUUUAAACUCACUGCAGGCAAGUUUUACGGCGAUCCAGUGCAAGAUAAAGGUCUACAAACUAGUGAAAAUUCUAAAUUUUACGCUAUCUCCUCACGAUUUAAACCAUUUAGUAACAAAGGGAAGACUCUGGUCAUUCAGUAUACUGUGAAACAUGAGCAGAAGAUAGAUUGCGGUGGGGGAUAUGUUAAGAUUUUUUCCUCAAACUUGGACCAGAAGAACCUAAGUGGAGAUUCACAUUAUUACAUCAUGUUUGGGCCAGAUAUUUGUGGAUCUGAGACAAAGAAAGUCCAUGUUAUUUUAAAUUACAAGAAUAAACCCCAUCCAAUCAAGAAACUGAUCAGAUGCAAGGUUGAUGGAUAUACACAUCUAUAUACUUUGAUUAUAAGGCCAGAUCAGACUUAUGAAGUAAAAAUUGAUAACAAAAUGGUUGAAUCUGGCAACUUAGAAGAUGAUUUAGAAUUUUUGCCACCGAGGAAGAUUAAUGAUCCAGCAGUGAGGAAACCCACUGAUUGGGAUGACCGAAUCCAAAUUGAUGAUCCAAAUGACAUCAAACCUGAGGAUUGGGAUGAACCUGAAUACGUUAUGGACACUAGUGCUGAGAAACCUGAAGAUUGGGAUGACACUGUGAAUGGAGAAUGGCAUUAUCCUGUGGUCAAGAACCCUCUAUACAGAGGGGAAUGGAAACCAAGGCAGAUCGAUAACCCAAAUUAUAGAGGAGUUUGGCCUCAUCCACAGAUUGAUAAUCCAAAUUACUCACCAGACUUCAGUAUCUACAGCUAUGAAAAUAUUAGCGUCAUUGGACUAGAUAUCUGGCAGGUGCGAGCUGGCACAAUUUUUGACAACUUCUUGAUAACAGAUGAUGAGGUUUAUGCAGAAGACUUUGGAGAUGAAACAUGGGGAGAAACAAAGGGUCCUGAAAAGGAAAUGAAUGUAAAGCAGACUGAGGAAGAGCAAGAGAGAGAAAGGGCUACAGAAGAAAAAUACUUUGAGCAGCGGUUUAAGAAAAGGCUAGAGAGAAAAAACGUAUCUGGAAAGGAUAGAGCG
Messenger RNA from Phaethon lepturus (White-tailed tropicbird), 1174 nucleotides. It is a transcript of the gene CALR, whose product is annotated as calreticulin. Lineage: Eukaryota; Metazoa; Chordata; Aves; Phaethontiformes; Phaethontidae. The record is from RefSeq and is a predicted model, not a curated record. The annotation marks the transcript as partial. Gene Ontology annotation, cellular component: endoplasmic reticulum membrane; endoplasmic reticulum. The transcript is spliced from 9 exons. Gene Ontology annotation, biological process: protein folding. Gene Ontology annotation, molecular function: calcium ion binding.